Molecule: messenger RNA, 2010 nt
Organism: Arctia plantaginis
Lineage: Eukaryota; Metazoa; Arthropoda; Insecta; Lepidoptera; Erebidae
Source: the annotation of a GenBank genome assembly
AUGAGUGACGUGGAUGAGAUAAUUGAUUAUAUAAAAUCCCUAAAGAAGGGCUUUGACAAGGACUUAUUUCAGAAUAAAAUUGACGAAUUAACAUACGCAAUUGAUACAACUGGAAUAAACUACAAUGAUUUUCACAUUUUAUUUAAAGUUUGGCUAAAUUUAUCUAUACCAAUAACAAAAUGGGUGAGUUUGGGUACUUGUUUGGUGCCCCAGGAUAGCGUAGAGGAGCGUACUGUGGAAUAUGCGCUGAGCUGGCUACUUUCUAAUUAUGAUGACCCAUCGACUUUUUCAAGAAUAGCCUUUUUGCUGGACUGGCUCACAGCUGCCAUGGAGUGUGCAAAUAUUGAUAUGGACAAAUUGGACUUGGGAUAUGAUGUUUUUUAUAUAAGUUUGACAUAUGAAGCAUUGACACCUCAUGCAAUGAAAUUAGUCUACACAUUAACAAAACCGAGUGAUGUAACAAGAAGAAGAGUUCUUGAACUGUUAGAUUAUGCUAAAAAAAGGGAGGCUAAAAAGAGCAUGUACAGACAACUUCAAGUGUUACUGGGUUUGUUCAAGUCUUACAAACCAGAGUGUGUGCCGGAGGAUGUGCCAGCUAUCUCAAUACAUACAGCCUUCAAAAAAAUCAAUGCAAACCUCCUUGCUAGAUUUAAAAGGAAUCAGGAACGCAGAGAUACAUUAUGUAAAGAGAAAAUUCAUUUAACCUGGAUAAAUCCUUUAAAUACUAAGCGUGGUAGAAAUGCUAAGGCAGAUCCGUUAGUACCAAACAUGGCGUUCCUCAACAUUGGCUCUAGGCAAAGUGCUGACAAGGAACCAAAAAAGAACUUCCUAGAUUUCACAGAUCCAGUGUCGGUGGUGCAGUGUGGGCUGCAGAAGUCGUCGUGUCGGCCGGCACGUCUGCGAGCACUGCUGUGCAACGCGACCGGUGUUGCGCUGUUAGCUGUCGCCUCACACGCUGAUCACGCCUUUCUCUCCUAUGACUUGCACCAUCUUCUAAAUACCUGUUUCCUAGAUAUUUCGCCACACAGCUAUAUGGAGAAACAAGAUCUACUACACCGACUGGCAGUACUGCAGCAUACACUGAUGCAAGGGAUACCUGUCAUUACUAGGUUUCUUGCCCAGUAUCUACCUUUAUGGAACGAAAAGGAUUACUUCGCUGAGAUAAUGGAGCUUGCACAGUGGUUGAGUGUGGAUUCAGUUGAGCAUACCAUGUUUGUAGUGGAGCCUUUGAUACGGAUAUACCACAGAUCUCAGCCAAUCGAACAGUGUGCCAUACUCAAGUGUUUGACCAACAUGUAUUCUAACCUAGUGUUGAGCAGUACGCGGUCCCGCCAACACUUCAUGGGAGCGGCACCCCCGCAAAACUACACGGAGCUGCUGCCGCGGGUCGCGGCCGCCAUCAGCGAAAUGAGCAACAAAGCCCUGCAAGUUACACCUGACGACAUGCGAGUCCUGUGCAGUGUCGUGCGUAGCGCGGAGCGGCGCGCUCGCAGCUGCGUGCGCGCGCGCGCGGUGCCCGCCGCCCUGCAGCCCGUCGCGCCGCUCGCCCUGGCGCUGCCGCUCGUCUCCGUCUCCGCUUGUCUCAUAGACACUGUCGCCUCGCUCAUGAUAUUGUACAGAAAGAUAUUCUCGUUACUGAAAACAUCAAACGAUCUCAAAAAAGAUGACGAUGCAUAUUCAGAACAAAUGCAAGUUCUUCAAGCCUACACCUCAGAUUUGAUCAACUGUUUGUACAGCGAAGAAAUAUUGAGCGCACGAAAGACAGGUUUCGUCUUCGAGAAACUUCACCCACAGCUUGUGGACAAACUUGGGUCUCUGAUGCCUGACGUAGAUUCUAAAUUAAGCAUAAGGAACAGUAUAGCUUUCUCACCUUACACCUACAUACAGCUAGACGCUAUUGAUUAUAGAGAUGCAGAUAAUAAACUGUGGUUUAAUGCAGUUAUAGAUCAGGAGUUCACUAACCUCAGUAGAUUCCUAAAGAAAGCAUUGCCCGAGUUGCGGUAUAACUAA